CUGUUAUGAAGGUAAAUAUUUGCUAUGAUUAUGAUCAACACGAACUCAGAAAUGUAGUAAUAGGUAUUGCCUCAAGAUAUCAGUAUUCAAGGAUUGUCUAAAACACAUAGACAGCUAAAUAGACAACUUAAUAUUUCGUCAAAAAUGAUUUCUCUAUAUUUAUAUUAGUGAAAGAAGUAAUAUCUACAAAAUAUAAGAACAAUAAUCACUCACUGUGGUUGGGGCUACACCGACUAUUUCUUCUUUCAGGACAGCUGCUAUUUCUCUAAUCCUGUCGUUAUUUUUGGGUAACUGGAAGAUGCCGUUGCCGUUUUGGUCUAAGACGAAAGGAUUUCACUUAACACGUUCAAAUUUCCAUCAAACUGCAGGGGUACUGAUAGCGCUUCUGUUUGGAUGGGCACUCUGCGCCAUAAUCACCGAAUUCCAUGGCUUCUCCGACGACCCGGAGGCGCCUGAGUAUUUCGCGAGGACGGACACCAUGUCUGGAAUUAUACAGAACGCCAGCUGGAUUUACUUCCCCUAUCCAGGGCAGUUUGGCACGCCUUUGAUUAGGGGAGACGCUUUGCUUGGAUUCUUCAUUGCAACCAUGAUUUCCAUCCUUGACUCAAUUGCUGAUUACUACGCAUGUGCGAUGGCCUGCAAUGUCCCGCCCCCUCCUGCUCACGCAGUCAACAGGGGAAUUGCCGUAGAGGGAUUUUGCUCUUUCCUGGCCGGGACAUUAGGGUGUGGCCAUGCAACGGGGUCAUAUGGCGGAAACAUUGGCGCAAUACGUAUCACAAAGGUAGCCAGCAGACGUGUGUUUCUGGUGCUUGGGUGCAUAUACAUGUUGUUUGGGAUCAUUGGUAAGCUGUGUGCUGUAUUUAUCACCAUACCCUACCCCGUAUUAGGGGGAACUAUGCUGAUUAUGGUCAGUAUGUACUUGGGGGUGGUCAUCGCAAACCUCCAUCACGUGGAUCUCAGAUCCAACCGGAAUCUGGCCAUUAUGGGGAUAGCCAUUACUGUUGGAACCAUAGUGCCGUUCUGGAUAGAGAAAAAUCCGGAUCGCCUAAAUACGGGAAACGAAACAUUAGAUCAAAUCAUCAAAACGGUAUUCGGAAAUGCGACAAUUGCUGGUGCUCUGUUGGCAUGCGUACUAGACAACACUUUGCCCGGAACUCCUGCUGAACGAGGCCUGACUGCUUGGACAGAGGUGGCGUCUAGCAAGAGUGACGUCAUAAUGAAAGAUGAAAUGGAGUAUUCAGAAGGAUUAGAAGUUUAUGAUCCAAUAGUCCCCGGAUGUGUGCAUGGGUGGAAGGGAUUACGAUAUAUUCCCAUCAUGCCUGACACGUUUUCAUACAAACAAAAGGAGUUGGAUAUUAAAGAGAAUGCAUAACAUGUUUUCCAGAUAUUUCAUAAAUGAUACCACUGACAUUUUAUAAAACUCUGGAUUUUUUUCCCUGUUUAUUACGAAACUUACAUAGAACGUAUUAGUUUACAGUAGUAAUUUUAUGCUAUUUUCUUCCCUUCUGUGUUUUGAAAUCUUAAGCUAUUUUGAUUUCCAUAUUGGGAUGGCUUUAACCUUUCGCCAUCCGAUGUAAAAAAAUUUGUACAGAAAGAAAACAUAUAAUAAAUUAUAAAAUACAUCUUUCAUACAAUCUGCCUGUUAAGUAAUGAACGUCCACCAUUGUACAAUCAAAUCUUUCAGACGCAUCCGGUAAAUUCUAGCAUUCGUAUACACAAGUGUCCAUUUUCUUUUUGAUGUAAUGUUUGGAAAAUAAUUUAACCAGUCGCUGUUUUUAUGUUUUCGUGUAAGUACUUUUAUAUUUUCUUCAGCUUUUAGCCUUUUUCUUGGUCUCUAAUUUCUAUGAUCUUCAUGCUUGUCAUGCAAUGUUGACUACAAACUAUUUUGAUAUACAGGAAAUCAUUCACUAGACUGUACAUUUAUCAAAGGCACAAUUUGUUAAAAAAUAUAUAACAUUGCUGAGUUUAA
Messenger RNA from Pecten maximus, 1969 nucleotides. Its product is annotated as solute carrier family 23 member 1-like. Lineage: Eukaryota; Metazoa; Mollusca; Bivalvia; Pectinida; Pectinidae. Gene Ontology annotation, biological process: transmembrane transport. Gene Ontology annotation, cellular component: membrane. The record is from RefSeq and is a predicted model, not a curated record. Gene Ontology annotation, molecular function: transmembrane transporter activity.